Limulus polyphemus (Atlantic horseshoe crab) is the source of this 1614-nucleotide messenger RNA. RefSeq names its product protein FAM102B-like. The record is from RefSeq and is a predicted model, not a curated record. Bases 185 to 1321 code for a protein of 378 amino acids. The transcript is spliced from 9 exons. NCBI's taxonomy places the organism in Eukaryota, Metazoa, Arthropoda, Merostomata, Xiphosura, Limulidae.
AUAUUAGUGUUAGUUGGAGAGCGGAAGGAGUAACGUGGAAUUUAGCUCUAUAGUAUAUGCAAAUCUGAAGAAUACUAGAUCUGCUGUGUAAUUUAUUUCUCUCGCUCGGAGACUGAAGUGAAGAAUGAUAUUCUAAUGGUUUUCAAGACUGAGUGAGAGAGAGAGAAGAUUUAGAGCUAUUGCCAUGGUGGUCAGUUUUUGCUCAAAAAAAUACCCGUACAAGUUGGUCAAGGAAAAAUAUGUCUUUUAUGUUAAAAAAGAAAAAUACAAGUUUCAAGUGGACCUUAUCCUAGAAGAUUUAACAGCAGUUCCUUUUGUGAAUGGAAUGCUGUUUGCAAAAGUCCGUUUGUUAGAUGGAGGCAGUUUCUCUGAAAUGUCAUCGAGGGAAGAGGUGAAAGACCACUGUGUAAAAUGGGGCACACGGUUUCGAUUUUGUUGUAAAAUGAGCACAAAUGUUGUAACAGGAGUUUUAGACCCAUGUUUGUGCAGAAUUUCAGUCCGAAUGGAGGCAAAGGGAGGCAGGUCCUUCCUGAAGCUGGGCUUCGUUGACCUCAAUAUGGCUGAAUCGGCUGGGGCAGGUGUACACACUCGCAGGUGUUUGCUUGAAGGUUACGAUACUAAGCAUCGACAAGACAAUUCCAUACUUCAGGUGACCUUACAAAUGAUUUUGUUGUCAGGAGACCCUUGCUUUAAAGUACCAUUUGUAAAGCCCUCGAUUGUUCCAGGAGAACAGCCAGAAGAACAGCUUCUUCCCGAAAGAAAAACUCAAGAUUACUCAGAAAGUAGCUUAACUAGUAGUGGAUUUGGAAGUCUCCCUAGGAAGUCAAAAACUGACACCACUACCACACGAGAUGAAACUGAAUGGAAGAAAGAAGACCCUUCUGUUCAUCAGGUGGAGUGCGAGUUGGGCCAUUCUCGGAAUUCCAGUUAUGCAAGUCAACAGUCCCAUGCCUCGGGUUAUAGCAGUCUUCAAUCCCAUUCUAGACAAGGAAGCUCGGAGUCAGGACACCUCCGGAACCUUAGUUCAGGUUUCAGUGACAUGGGUUUACUUGGAAUGCCUAAACUUGCAGAAAGAAAAAGACUCACGGGAAAGAAACAGUUUACAGAAGAAAACAGAAUUGAUUCCACUAGGGUUAACGCUGAUCAACUAAUCAAGGAACUUUUCGAAGCCAGUAAUUUUGAUGAAGCUGAGGAAUCUGUGGAAAAUCGUGGAUUACAACUGUUUAUUAACAAGGAUGGGAAGACGAGCUUGGGAAGCCAGAGCAGCAAGUCUCAGUCCAGCAGAGCCAUGCUGGAAAAAGUGAUAAUUGAACACAGGUAGCAUGGUGUAGCAACUGUUCUAUUAGUACUGUAAGUGAUGUGGCAAGCUGGCUGCUACAUCAUAUAUUGUAAUAGUAAUAUGCUAAAGUAAUACAAAACGUUGUAUGUGUGGACAGUCAGGACAGUCAUCUUCUAGAAGAACUUAUUUUUAAUAGUCUGAUACGACAAUCAUUUAUUGAAAGAAAGUUCUAUUGUUGUAAGGACAGUAGACUAAAAGAGCCAAUCUUUUCCAUAUUAGACACUGUCACAUUUAGUUAGUAGAGUACUGAUCUUUACUGGUUUUGUUGCUGCAAA